CCGAUGUGUGUCGUCCCUCGUCACUAAUAAUAAAUUAAUGAUAAGUUAUAUUAUACCUACCUUAUACGGUUAUACCCUAUAACACUAGUAAUAAUGAAAAAAAGUUCAGUGACUGCGUCCGGCCGAUUAUGUCCCGAGUUACAACCGUAGUCCGUACAGACGGCCAGCCCGCAGUCAUCACUCGACAGUCGACACUCAUCAGUCAGUACUUCAAUAGUCACCGUAGAGGCGAAGCGGCGACUGAGGAGGAAACAGUGGCCAUUACAUCUGCCAGAAGUCGGGCACACGGACAGACCGGAAAUAACAACAACAGGCCAAGCGCACAAACAUUCAAACGUAUACGUUUGUGCACUCACUGUAUGGAAGCUGGACCGCCUUUUGACCAACAUGGCUCGAGAACCGGUAUUAGUGCACGUCUAUGAUAUGUAUUGGAUCAAUGAAUACACCACACAUAUGGGUCUCGGUGUAUUCCAUUCUGGAAUUGAAGUGUAUGGACAAGAAUAUGGUUAUGGAGGUCAUGAUAGAUCAGAUUCUGGAAUUUUCGAUAUGAUUCCAAAAGAUGUUUAUGAAUUAGGAGACCAUUAUAGAUAUAGAGAAUCAAUAUACAUUGGUAGUACAGAUUUUACAGUUAGCGAUGUUAAAAGAAUAAUGAUUGAACUUGGUAAGGAUUUUCGAGGCGAUAGAUACCAUUUAAUGAAUAAAAACUGUAACCAUUUUUCUGGAUCAUUAACAAAGAUUUUAUGCGGACAAGAUAUACCAAGUUGGAUAAACAGGUUGGCAUAUGUUAGUUCGUGCAUUCCUUUUUUUCAACGCUGUCUACCAAAGGAGUGGUUAACUCCAAUCUCUCUUCAACGGAAUUUGUCUCGAAGAAAAUCAGAUGCUUCAACAGAGCAACUCAACCCAUAACAUAAUUAUUUUUACAUCAUACUUAUUAUAAACCAUAAUAAUAUGAUGUAUGCCAUUCACAUUAAUUGCCUACUACUAAAAUAUACAUGUACAUGCAAUGAUAUUAUUUAUAAUAUGUAUAAAAACAAAAACAAAAAUUGUAGAUUUUAAAUUAAACGCUUUGAAUUAUAUUA
This is a messenger RNA of Myzus persicae (green peach aphid), 1079 nucleotides long. Its product is annotated as desumoylating isopeptidase 2. Bases 388 to 906 code for a protein of 172 amino acids. The record is from RefSeq and is a predicted model, not a curated record. Gene Ontology annotation, molecular function: deubiquitinase activity. Gene Ontology annotation, biological process: protein deubiquitination. The transcript is spliced from 7 exons. Lineage: Eukaryota; Metazoa; Arthropoda; Insecta; Hemiptera; Aphididae.